GGCAACUUUAUAUGAGGCGAGUUGAGCAUUUGCCGGCUUUAGUAAAGAGAGACUGUUGAGCACGGCAGUUUACGAGUUUUUGUCUGAAAAACUCAACUGGCUUGUCUUUGUGCUCUGGAUGUUUUGUCUCUUAAGUGGCGUCUUAGCUUGUUCGGCUUCGAGCUGUCACAAGCUAGCACGCUAAGACAGACGACACACUGCGGUCUCUCCUCAUUACCCACCGUUGCACAGGUGAAGCCCAAGACAAGGUGUGGGAACUUCGUUUCGUUUGGAAGCACAUUUGGCUGGAUGCUUCAUCUUCUGCUUUAGGUGGUCUCCUGCCACAACCUCUGAUGCUACCCAGUGUCCUUCGCAGUGCUCGGCCCAUCUCCUCCCGUCUUGCCUUAAGCCGCCCUCUGGGCCACUUUCAACCUCACAUGGAGCCGGACCCAAGUAGGCCCGUUGCGAUGGCUAUCAGAACUAAACUGACCGACACACUUAAACCGGACCACUUAGAGGUCCACAAUGAAAGCCACAUGCAUGCUGUGCCACCUGGUUCUGAAUCCCAUUUCCGUGUCCUGGUUGUCAGCUCUAUGUUUGAGGGUCUGCCUUUGAUAAAGCGCCAUCGUCUGGUUAAUGAGGCUUUGAAGGAGGAGUUGAGUAGCUGCGUUCAUGCACUGGCUAUCCAGGCCAAGACUCCUGCGCAGUGGGAGAGCAGCCCCAACCUGGCUAAGAGUCCACCUUGCAUGGGAGGCUCAAAGGGAGAUCACACAAUGGAGGAGAAACUUAAGGCUGGGCGAGAGCAAGGUGUUGGAUUAUGAAGCUGUUGGACUGAACUGUGAAGAAUGCAUGUGAAAAGUGGUGUAACUUUGUGUAUGCGUUCUCUGUUUUGUGGGAGUCGUGGAUUCAACACGAAAAUUAGCUUCUAUUGUUUUCUGAUCAAAAUUAAAUGAGACAUUGUAACCAUUAAAUCAGCAUGGCAUAUUUUGCACUGGUGCUUCACUGCUGUUCAAUAUACACAAUACAGAAGAAAUUCAUUGAUUGUGUGAGCUAAAGUGAGGGAUUUCCAUAUCUAUGCUUCUGCUAAUGGGUCUCAGUGUCAUUGUUUUUAGAAGUAAUUACUAAUUUUAUUAGCUCCCAUUACAUGAACAGCAAUGGCAUUUGCCAAAGAGUGGAUCUUCAUGACUGUAUUUCUGCAACCAGGCAGGACAAGAAAUGUUUAAGAUAGCUGGCAACCAAAUAUUUGUGAGUGGCAGGAGUAAUACAUGUAGUGUUCUACACCAGCAAGACACAUGAAUCUGUGAACUGUGUUUGGCUAAAACAAAAAGCAUUAAUAAAUGUCAGUUCAGGUUCUUAAA
Messenger RNA from Scatophagus argus, 1337 nucleotides. It is a transcript of the gene bola1, whose product is annotated as bolA family member 1. Bases 333 to 800 code for a protein of 155 amino acids. The transcript is spliced from 2 exons. Lineage: Eukaryota; Metazoa; Chordata; Actinopteri; Scatophagidae. Gene Ontology annotation, cellular component: mitochondrion. The record is from RefSeq and is a predicted model, not a curated record.